GCUGCGAGUGUGGCUCCAGACGGAGUUCACUCCGCCACGGAGGGGUAGGGUCGAGGGAGUGGUUUGGGAUUGGGCCCAAGUGUGAGUGAACAGCACAUUGGAGAAGUCGUGCAUGUGUAAUGGUCGCCUGCAGAGCGGCUGUGGCUCCGAGACAGAAUUGACGAUACCGGAUGUUCCCGAGCGUGGCCGAACUCGACUGGUCCAUAAAACCGACAUUAGCCGAAACACUUCCUCUACUCACGAUCAUAGAAGUCUGAUGUUGUCGGGUUUUGGGUGGCGGGGUGGACGAGAUUAAUGAAAUAAAGAUUUUGAAGAAAACCAUCACUCCUCAGCCCCUCCCAGCCCAGCGAUUUUUGGCUUCGAAGCUUGACAAAGACACUGACCAUUAAAGAUGAAGGUAAUCAGCGCUGCAGUGUUGAGCGCCCUGAUCUGCACGGCUGUGGCCUCUUUGAAAGGUAAAGUUGCACCACCAGAGGAACACCGGACAGCCUUCUUUGGGGAGGAUAUUCAAAUCAACGUCCCGUCUGGGAACCUUAGUGAGGUCGUGUUCAAACCCAGGACCAACGGCUCCGCUGAGGUGGUUCUGCUGCAGGCGGGCCAGGUGGUGAGUCCCAGGGCCCGCCUCAGCUCCCCGGGCCACCUGGUGCUGGAGGGCAUGCUGGAGGAGGACGAAGGGGUGUACGUCAUCAAGAACACGAACAGCCCCAACACCGCCAAGCACCUCAUCAUCAUCGUCAGGGACUGCGCUUCGGAGCAGGUGGUGAAGUAUGGAGAAACUUACCAAAUCUAUCUCAACCAAGUGGAAGGCCCCAUCACUCUGGAGUUCAGGCCCGCUCUGACUCCGCCCAAUCAGACGGAGAUACAUCACACCACCGAGCCCCCCCCCCUGGUGCUGUACAACCAGACGGAGGUGCUGGCCGAGGAAUACGUGGGGCGCCUCAUUGUGUCGGAGAAAAAGGUGACACUGCACUCGGUCAAGGUGACGGACGAGGGGAGCUUCACAGUGUUGGACCGUGAGGGCAAAGUGAAAAGCAGAAACUGUCUGAAUGUGAAAGAGCACCAGGAAUUUCUCCACCUCACCCACGGAGAAAACCAGAAGAUAAAACUCUACCUGCACCACUCCAACGCUAACAUUGUCUACAGGUCCGAAUCUGACCAUAAGGAACGGCCCAUCCUGGUGGAGGGGGUCAUGGUGACGCCGCUGGACCCUGAGCUGGAGGGCAGGCUGAGUGUGGAGGGGUCGGAGCUCAUCCUGAAGAAGGCCACCUCCACAGACACGGGGAUCUUCACUGUGACAGACCUGACGGGCUUUACUGUGGCUCAUGUCCACAUAAAGGUUGAAGCCUACAAGCUGCCUCCUCUGACUGUAGCCAUCCUGGCCCUGAUGGGUGUGAUCGCCUUCAUGCUGCUGCUCUGCCUGCUGUCCUGUGUCUACAGAGUGCACAUGAGGAAUGAGAAGGACAAGAGGGUGAUUCUGCUCGCUCAGCAGGCCGGCAAUAAAGAAGGAGAGGCUUUCAGACAGGUGGUCCAUGACGCUUACACCAGGUUCACUGAGGAUUCUCUGAUGCAGUCUGUGUGUGAGAACCCGUCGGAGAGCACAGAGGUCACCAUAAAGGGUCUGGAGGUGUCCAAACCGGGCCGCUACCACACUCUCUCCUCUGACAACUUUUUGGAGAUGAGCGACUCCGGGGUGGAGUUCACCUCCUCUGGCCUCCCACUGGACAGCGACACGGAUGGCGGCAUGACCUACGCCUCCCACAAGCCCCUCCUGAAUGCCGUCUCCCCCACAGCCAUGACGGAAGAAUUCCCCCCCGAGAGCCCGGAGGCCACCCUGGCCCCCGACGGGGACCUCAGCGCCAGCCGGACCCCUGACUCGGCCAUGAGUGUGAGCCCAGCUUCCAAUCCACGCUCGCUCGCUGCUGCCACCCCCAACGGCAGCCUGCACGGAGCCGCGUCGCCGGGAGCAACCUCCGGGGGCACCGUGGGGUCAGAUCCAGCCCAGAAGGAGGGAGGGGCUGAGAGCGAAGAUGUGGGGCAGAAGGAGGAGUCGGCCCAGAGCACCUGAGAGGCACCACGGUGUGUUUUGUAGUUCAUGAUCCUCAUACAAUAAUGACAGCCACAACAAUCUGGCUCCGUCCAUCAUAUCCAAACACCUCGAGUCCUUCAUCACUGCAUUCCAAUCCACGACACAGACAAAAUAUUCAUGCUUGGAUCUAGAUGUCAUAUUAGACCAGAAGAAAAUGUUGCACAAAACGCACAAAACGUAACGCACUGAGCACUGAAAAGUUAGAUGCAAAAGAGUAAACCCACACUCUCUAAGAAGAACAAUGUGUGCAUAUGGAAAAUGCAUGCAUUUAAAUGAAACAUUAAAGUAGAUAUCAUAGUUCAGAUCUACGGGAAAAUACUGAUGUUAGCGUAGACUGACUGCAUGCGAGCUUCAACGGGCAAGCUAUGCGAAAAAGGGGUUAAAACCCUCUCAGCAAUGUUGGGAAAACACCUUAAAGGGAUCAAAUGAUUUCACCCCCUGUCAAAAAGGUGACAGUUGGAGUCAGCACGCUCCGAGGAAUCAGAAAUGAUUCACUAAGACCAAGGAGACUGACAACAGCAGCAAAAAGCCUCUCCUGUAUUGAGGAGAAUCUCAGUGUGUUGCCUGACAACACUUGUAUCUGCUCUCACAGCAUCAGACAAACAGCAAUGAUUGCAUUCCAUCCAUCCCAUACACAGACUCUACAAUGCAAGUAUGUCAGAAAGCGCCUCUGCCUCUCAGACACAAGUGCUUGUCUCAGCACUCAUUCACAGAUAUCCACUAGAAAAAACCUCCUCAACUUAUUUUUCUCCUGAAAAGCCUGCACAGAAACAAGCUCUGCAAAUUGAAUAGCACCACUCCUAUGUGAGUGACGGUGAUUGGUUUUUUCUCCCUCUCAUAUAUUUGCUGUUUCGUUGAAACACCCACAAGAGCCACAGCAUACUCUUGAAACUCUUCCCCCCCCCCCCCCCCCCCAGUGGAGUUGUCCCGAGUCCUGUCAGAGCAAAAUAAAAUUAGGAGAACACUGCGAAACACUUUUGGAAUGGUUCCCGAGAACAUAAUUGGAUUUUUGGUCCCUUUGCAGAAAGUACCAGUUCACGGACACCAUAGAGUGAGCAGCGGCGAUAGAAGAGACCUCAGAGAUGGAUCAGGGUACUAUUCGGGGAACAGAUAAUUGACUUUUAUGAUUUAAACCAUCCUGUUUUCAUCUCGACUGCCUUCCAUGGGACAAAUCUCAGAUGAUUGUAGCCCAGUUAUUUAUCAAAAUGAAGGGACUGGAUAGCAGGCAGCCUACAGCCCCAACAGAAUUAGAAGAAGAGAGUCGAUUGUGAAGGUGUGUGUGUGGGUGUGUGUUCGAAAGCAACUUACAUUAUGAGACAUUCAGUGCUCUGCAUGGAAACAGGAUCCCUUUCAGCUCCUGGAAAAUAGGCAAUGAAAAAGAGAAGGGCAACCUCAGAGGACCUUAAUUAACCGUUCAGAAUAAUAGCUCAAAGCGGCUUGUGCUCUGUGAAUCCAAACCCAUUAGUUGUACAACACAAUAUUCAGUCCUGCUAUUAACUGUACCAGUAAUAGCGUAUAAGGUCAAAUGUUUACAACCAAUAUCAUUUAAAUAUAUUCAGUUAUUCUUUACACCAUUUUUUUCAGUCAAAGGUAUUUUAAAUCCCAAUAAUUACCAGUUCAAACUGAACUGUGUGAGUUUAAAUAAGAACAGAUAAAAGUUGGUACAGAUACUGUUUACCAGGUAGCUGAUUAUUCACAUCCUUUAAUAUCCUUUUUUAAUUUUUUAUAAAACUUUGAACGAUCUCCUUGUGGCACCAAAAGACUAAAGAGUGGCUCAUUUUACGGUGGCUACAACGGCCCAAAACACUUAUUAGGAGAAAUGCACUGCACUUUCAAAAACAAUGCACAUAAAAACGCAAAUGUGCCAAAACACAUGCAAAUGAAUACACAUCUUCAACAACUUGACUGCUGCAGGAAUCCCUAAACACAACGGAAACACUAAAUGAUGCGUACAGCUGGGACCGGAGCGCUUGUUGACGUUAGGAUUAUAACAUUUGCACACUGUCACAGAAAAACUCAAAUGUUUGUUUUAUUGACUUUUUUUAAGAAUGUGAUUGCAUCAUUCCUUCCCAUAUUAUUGCAGAUCUGCUGUAAGCUAGCUAGCUAACGUAGCUAACCUCAUUUCAGUUAUACUGACAAAACACUUGACUACUAGACAGACUAACUCUACCAACAUGGUUUUUGAAAGUGCAGCACGUUUCUCCUAAUCGUUUUGGGCCGUUGUUUGCCUCCAUCAGCCAGCGUAUCAUUCAAUUACACACGUUACAACAAUAAACAUAUUGAUGGGGGAUUUCAAAAAACACACAAGCAGUACGACAGAGAUGAAGAUGAGAGAGUGGCAUAAGUUCAAGCAUGAAUAAAGUCAAUUAGAUGAACAACAUAGAUUCAAAUGUUGACUAAUUAGUUCCCUGCCAAUUCAGGUCACAGGAAACUGAUUUUCAAUGCUGAGGAAACAUGAGACCCCCUCCACAGUCAGAGAUUGACAUUGAACCCUUGCAACACUUUUACUGCUUUAAGGAAUCAAAGCAGAGUCCAUACAAACAUCCAUCACCUACUUCACCCCAUGAAACACACCAAACACACUGAUAUCCAUCCGGACAGGGUCCACCAUCCCUUCUGUUAAUAUCUGCAGUAUGGCUACUUCAUGCUGUAUAACUGAAUUGAUGUCAACCUGGAAAGUCUGUAAGAUUUACGACCUCAUGCCUCUUAGGGUUACUAAAAGCAGCCGCACGGACGGACACCCACGAUUGGUGUCUGAACGAGAAGAGCACAACGUUUAUCAUGUGAUCCUUUUAAAACAAGACAAAGGUUCACAUUAUAACACAAAAUGUAAAAAGUAGCAGCUAUUAGUAAAUGCAAUAUAUGGAUUUGCAAAAAGAAACGACUAACUAGGUCCCUUCUUAUUCAGGAAAAAGCGGCUUUGAUUUAGUUUUUAUUUACUGCAAAGGGAAAAUAUAUAAAUCCUGAAUGUGUAAAGUGAUUUGCACACCCUACUUGUUAUUGGAUAUUGAUUUUGUAUGGCUGUUUUACAGGGAAGCACGUUUGCUUGUGCAGGUAAUGGUUCAGAUUGAUAUACAACACAAAGACAGUAAGGCUCCAAAACUGACUUUGUGUUUGAUGUAAAUAUCAGGUUGAUUCAAAUAAGCUCUGAUAAGGAGAUUAGGUAAUAACAAAUUGAUGGUCAAGUGACUUAUCUUUAAUGAAUUCUAAAGCAAUAUUCAUUAUGAUAUCACUGAGACAUCCCUCACAUCCACCGGGCAGAAUGAGGAAUCUGACAUCUCAACAUCAAUCACCCUUUUUUUCCACUGUUGUAUAUAUAAAGAUAUGUGAUCUGCAUGUGUAUAGUGUGAAGAUACUAAUAUGUUUCUUACUAUAAGGCUUAUGCAAGGUUUUAUACUAUCCAAACGCUGCAUUGAUCCUUUAACCACGCGUCCACAGCAGGUAGAAAACAAACACGUAGUGCUGGAGGAAGACGCUCGCUCUUACUCAUGUCACGUUUAAAUGUUGGGGUCAUGGAGACGCUGCGUGAAAUCCUUUCAUAGAUAUUCGUUCAGUAGUGGUGGAGUAUCUGUAGUCGCCUCAGGGGUGCACUAUUACACAGUAACAGCUUUGUAGACUGACAAAAAUGCAGGAAACCAACAUGCAGUGUUGGAAUGUAACUAAGUACAUUUCCUCAGGUACCACACCUAAUUUUGACAUAACUGUACUUUACUUGAGUUUUCCAUUUUAUGCUACCUUGUACUUCUAUUCCAGGACAUUAUAAAAGCAAAUAUAGUACUUUUUACUCCACUUACAGUAUAUGAUAUGAUGCAUUACUGUACUACUAAUCAAACCAGUAUUGUAUCUGAAAUUGGCCAAACAUUGACAAAAAACAACAUUAAAAUGCUCCUACAUGUAUGUGUUAGUGAUUAAAACAAGAUUAUACUGUAUAAUAAUCUAUUAUCAUAUAGUACAUCAACAAAGGGCCAUCCUGCAUACCAAUUACUUUAAGCACAUUUGGCUGAAAAUACUUCUGUACUUCUGCAUUUUAAAUGCAGUACCUUUGCGUGUAUUGGAGUAUUUUAAAGUCAGAGUAGAGGCACAAAAUAUAAAUAUGAACCUGAAGAUGAGAAUAAUAUGUCCCCUUUAGGACAAUAGUCUUUUUUAAUUCUAAUUUAGCACUUUUUCCACCUUUGCAAACACUUUGCAUGGUAAUUUCUUUAUUGAGCGUAACGUUCAGUAAGGAUGUUCUUUUCAGGUCUUUUGUGAUCAUAUCAUGCUGUUUUCAGUGCAGAUCAAAUGUUUUAUUCUUAACGUGCAUUAAAAGUCCCUGCUGAAGGACACUAAGUAUUGUACAGGGUGAAGGGCAAAGAGCCUCCUUUGGAUGUCAGUGUGUGCCUGAUGGAAUAAUAAUACUAUAGUUCAGGAACUCUCAGCUGAGGAAGUCUUUAUGAAAGGAUUUCACUCUCCGUCAUUCAACAUUGUCUGGUGUUUUCUGUUUCAUUACACAUCAGAGCCGCCAUUCACAAAGCCAGAGCAGGAGUGCUCGUCCCUGUGUGCGUAGGGCGAGAAUUUAAUAAAAUGUUCUUUCAA
Molecule: messenger RNA, 6658 nt
Organism: Trematomus bernacchii (emerald rockcod)
Lineage: Eukaryota; Metazoa; Chordata; Actinopteri; Perciformes; Nototheniidae
Exons: 9
Coding region: 392-2065 (557 amino acids)
Source: RefSeq, a predicted model, not a curated record